GACCUCCGGAACGAAUUAAGUACUUAACCCGAGGUACCACUGUAUUUUAAAAAGCUUGUUUCUGGUCAUCAAGCACAAGGGUCACAUUGAUCAAGAAAUACUUAAAGUAUGAAUUAUUAUGUAAUUGUAUUUUGUAUAAAUUAUAACAGUUAUAAAUAAAACAUGUUCUAUUUACAAACAAAACAUUUAAAUAGCUACCUUUCUACUGGUAGGCUGGGGGGUGGGACACAAGAAGCAAACCAGGUUGGAAGGGGGCCACGGAACAAGGUUGAGAAACACUGCUCCUACCCCCCCCCUUAACAAAUGGCAAUUCCUGGCCGGGCAUUUUGUGGUUCACCUCUGGCAGCAAAGUGUCUUGGGCUGACCCUCUCCCCUUGUUUUGGCAUGAAGGGGAGAUUCUCAGUCCUUAUAAGCCAUGGACAUAGCCAAGGGGGGCAGCUGCCCCCCCCCCAAAUCAAUAUAAAUCAAUACACAUCUGAGGUUCUGGCCCUCCUAGCAAAAGCCUGCCCCGCCAACAACAAUCCUGGGUACGCCCAUGUUAUGAGCUCUGUGAGUAGCCUGACUGCAGCUGAUUCACUUAAUGUCCCAGAUAAGCCUUAGUAGCUGUGCCUUCAGGAGGCUUAGUUCACUGACUUCCUCCCCUGCCCUCCUCUUGUGUGUUUUGCCUCACAGAUGUGUUGACUUGAAGUACCUGUCAUACAAGAGGAAGGAAGCAAAGACAGAUGAGACAGAUGCCAAAGGCUUCUUGGGGGUCUCAGACCAGCUCCUCUUCUCUGUCUUGGACUAAUAUUCACAGCAAGGGGAAAGUCAUAUAGGAAGGAGAAAGAAAAGGCAGGUGGGGCGGAUGGUGAUGGCUCCUUGUGGUCUCAGACCAGCUCCACUUUUCUGUCUUGGACUAAUAUUCACAGCAGGGAUGAUCUACCGAUUCCUAUCCUUUGACCACUUCAGAGACAAACUUGUGCCUCCAUCCCCUGUGGGUGCCAAGCCAGGCCCAACUCCUUUAACAGAGUCUCCAGAACUGCAGGCACUGCUCCAGCUGCUCCAAUGGCCAGCUCCACCUGAGAAUGCUGCAGCCUUUGCUUCCUCCACCAGUGCUGAGAAGAGCCACUACCGACUCUUGCAGUCCCAGAGCAACUACACAGUGGGUAACAUGCUCCUGGUGUCGCUGGAGGCCCGGGACCAGAGUGGGCAGCCAAAGCACUACGGCGGAGACUUCUUGAGGGCCAAAUUGCAUUCCCCAGAGCUGAAGGCGAGUGUGGCAGGGACAGUGGAGGACCACAACAAUGGCACCUACACACUGACUUUCCCGCUUCUGUGGGCAGGUGCGGCGCAGGUGUCUGUGCGUCUCAUCCACUCCAGUGAGACUGUGGCCCUCCUUCGGCGCAUCCGUGACUCCCAUCCCUCCACAGUCACUUUCAGGGGCUACUUUGUGGACCCAGGCCAGGGGAGCAAAGAAGAAGUGACUGAAUGCAACGUGCAUCCAGUCUCAGGCCCAACCUGCCAGUACGUGGAUCCUGGCACUGGGGAGCGCUGGUUUUGUGCCAGGCCCCAGCAUCACUCCUGCAAUGACCUUGUGUACCACUCUACUGGGAUCUACAAAAAUGUGCUCUCCUCAGCAGAGAAAGUCUUCCUUAGUGGAGCUGCUACAGACCGGAUUAUUCCAGGGAGUGUGCCCAUCAUCCAAGUUCUGCCUAGCCACCAGCUGACUGUUGCCACCUCCCCACCGCUCCCAUGCCAUCCAGGACUUGCCCUCACCAACCCUUCAGGUUUCUACUACAAGGAUGUGUGGGUUUCCUUGGGAUGUUCUAGCCGGACCUUCCCUACUUCUGACUUGGCACUCGGCUGCUUGCGAGGCAAGAUAGUCCAUAUGAUUGGAGACUCCACACUACGCCAGUGGUGGGAAUUCCUGCUGGCCUUCAUUCCAUGUAAGUCACUGUCUGGGUGUGGAAAGGGCAUUGAUUUGGGGGACAGAAUGACUGGAGUGUGGAGCUAUCCAUUUGGGACUCUAACUCUUGAGUCUCUCACACACUCUGUCUUUCUCUUUCACUGUGUAGCAGUCAAGCAGAUAGACCUUCACGUGACCUAUAAGUCUGGCCCACUGCUGGCUGUGGAGCCAGCACAGGGCCUUGUGCUGAGGUGGCGUGCCCACGGCAUUCCGCUGCGCACCGCGAAGUCCAAGAUGGCUGACAUGCACUACUUGGCCAAUGAGCUGGAUGCACUUGGUGGGGGCCCGGACAUGGUGGUAGUUUUCACGCUCUGGGCCCAUUUCACCACCUUCCCAGUGGAUGUAUAUGUGCGGCGGGUGCACGGCAUUCGGCAGGCUGUGGCUCAGCUCCUGGCCCGCAGCCCCCAGACCACCGUUGUCAUCAAAUCAGCCAACACAGGAUUCAAGUCUGUCUAUGGCAGUGAUUGGCUCUCCCUGCAGCUGGACAACAUCCUUCGUGCCAUGUUUGCUGGCAUGAAAGUGGCCAUUGUUGAUGCCUGGGCCAUGACCUCCUGCCACUACCUGCCUGGUAACAUCCAUCCUGGCAAGGUAAUUGUCCAGAAUGAGGUCAACGCCUUCCUCUCCUAUGUCUGUCCAGGGAAGUGACUCAGAAUGGAGCGGUCUUGGUACAGCAGAAAUAGAGCACAUGGAAAAUUCCACAAUGAUGAGGGAUCUUCAGAGAGCACCUUGACAUGUUCAGGGGGGAGGUUGGUGGCUAGAGCAACUUCUCAGCAACCAAGUUGCAGUGGGUGUUAGAUGG
Molecule: messenger RNA, 2744 nt
Organism: Podarcis muralis (Common wall lizard)
Lineage: Eukaryota; Metazoa; Chordata; Lepidosauria; Squamata; Lacertidae
Source: RefSeq, a predicted model, not a curated record